UCUCUCUCCCGGACUCACGUUCGCCGAGCCUAUACAUUAUUGACAAUUUUCUGAGAUAUUAUCCGUAAAAACGCAUACUGCCGACUAUACUGCCCCAAAAUAUCAAACACUAAGUGAUAAAGUGGUAAAUUAUAUAAAGAACAAUGCAUAUUGUGCAACUAGAAAUGUAAAUUGUAAACACAGUUCGGUGCCGCUAAAGGAUUACGUUAAUUAACAUAAUAACACUGAUAUAAUACCGGAGUUCAACCUAUUGUGCAAAGUGAAGUUACAACAUUGUUACAUUUUAGACAUCGAUUCAUCAGUGUAUAAAGAAUAAUAAAUAUUUAAGUGAGAAAUAUGCCGACAAAUAUACAAGAAAAUAUCGCUCUAUUAAAUAUGAUGUCGUCAGAUAACCUUGAAGACGAUUUGAAGAGUAUACAGCUCCAUUAUCCCUCGGAACGACGAUUGCAAAGUGAUGGCGCAUGCGUAGAGGAGAGGGUGAGAACGUCUCGUGGGGACAUUUUAGUGGCGGUCCGAGGGGACCGUAGCAAGCGCGCCAUACUUACGUACCAUGACCUUGGCCUCAAUUAUGCCGCGAACUUUCAGGCAUUCUUUAACUUUGUCGACAUGAGAGCAAUUUUAGACAAAUUUUGUAUUUACCAUGUCAAUGCUCCAGGUCAAGAGGAAGGCGCUCCCGCAUUGCCUGAAGACUUUACUUAUCCAACAAUGGACGCUUUGGCAUCCCAAAUAGAUUUCAUCCUUGGUCAUUUUGGUAUAAGAUCUUUUAUUGGAUUCGGAGUGGGUGCAGGCGCUAACAUUUUGGCCCGUUAUGCGAUUGCUAACCCUCAAAAAGUAGAUGCUUUAGUAUUGAUCAAUUGUACAUCUACUCAGGCUGGAUGGACUGAAUGGCUUUAUCAGAAAAUUAAUACGCGACAGCUUCGUUCCAGUGGGAUGACUCAGGGCGCUCUCGACUAUCUUAUGUGGCAUCACUUCGGCCGUAGCACUGAAGAUCGCAAUCAUGAUCUUGCACAAGUUUAUAAAGAUUGUUUUUCUCACGUAAAUCCAGUUAACUUGUCUAUGUUUAUCGAUUCAUUCAUUCGCCGAAGUGAUUUGGGAAUAUCUCGGGAGAGCAAUUCGAUUAAAAUACCGGUUUUGAACGUGACAGCCGCUUUGUCGCCGCAUGUGGAUGAUACCGUAACCUUUAAUGGUCGCUUGGAUCCCACUAAGACGUCGUGGUUGAGCAUUUCUGAUUGCGGGAUGGUAUUGGAGGAACAGCCUAGUAAGAUAGCGGAGGCUUUCCGACUGUUUCUGCAGGGCGAGGGUUAUUGCAGGUAGUCACAUUGCCCAGACAACGAAUCGUGCGCAGCGCUGCUACUCAUAGAUGCACUGAUGCUUACACGCGAGCUUUAACGACACAGUUGUUUGUAGUCACGUUGAUGACGUAGAGAAAAAUGUUGUUCCUUGUUUCUAGAUAUUUAUGGAAAUAAAUUUAUUUUACGGCUUAUUUGUGUCAUUUUUAUUGU
Molecule: messenger RNA, 1502 nt
Organism: Achroia grisella
Lineage: Eukaryota; Metazoa; Arthropoda; Insecta; Lepidoptera; Pyralidae
Product: protein NDRG3-like
Exons: 1
Coding region: 337-1314 (325 amino acids)
Biological process (GO): signal transduction
Cellular component (GO): cytoplasm
Source: RefSeq, a predicted model, not a curated record